Messenger RNA from Salarias fasciatus (jewelled blenny), 3038 nucleotides. RefSeq names its product GRAM domain-containing protein 2B. The coding region runs from base 334 to 1473 and encodes 379 amino acids. NCBI's taxonomy places the organism in Eukaryota, Metazoa, Chordata, Actinopteri, Blenniiformes, Blenniidae. The record is from RefSeq and is a predicted model, not a curated record. The transcript has 13 exons.
ACGGAGAGUCACACCAUGCUCAACACAAAGUGGCUUCCUCUUUAAUAGCACAUUCAUACAGCAACGCUGCAACAGUUUCUUUUUCCCCCCAAGCAGGAUGUGGUGAGGAACUUUAACUUUGCAAAGAGACCCAUCCAUUUUGGAUUAAAUAUUUUAAGCAUUAAAAAGGGACUAAAAUUGUUUUGGAGUAUCAGUAUCUUCUUGUCCUUUUUUUUGCUUUUUUUUUUUUUUUUCAAGUUGCUUUGUUUUGAUUGCGUGAGGCCAGUCCGUUUAGCUUAUUGGGAGCAGCUCGGCUUCUUUUUCUUUUCUUUUUUUGUGCCUGCAAGAUAGGAAAUGCCUACUGUCAGUAGGUAUAUGUCUUUUCGAACAUCAAAGAGAUUUAAAAUUACCAGUACCUACCCAGUGGAGAGUGGUGGUGGUGGUGGUGGCGGGCUGCCAGCCAAAGUGAAGAAAAGCAGGAGCAGCUCAAGCAGCAGUAGCUUCAAGAAGGUGGAGGCUCGGAAGGCAUUGAGCCUUGAGGCGGCCCAGCUGGAAAUCCAACAACAGCACAAAACUCUGACCAGGCAAGUCGCUGUCAGGUCUCUGACACUCGAUGCUGACAGCAAGGGUUUUGAGAGGACGGAUGGCACCGGCACACAAAGUAGUUUCAUAAAGCACAACAAGACAUUCCACAAGUUGUUUCCAGACAUUCCUGAGACUGAAAACUUGAUACAUGCAUACAUCUGUGCCCUGCAGAAAGAAGUUCCCUAUCAUGGUCGACUCUACAUCACAGACACCAAUGCCUGUUUCUAUUCCUCAGUUUUGCUCAAGGACACAAAGGUAGUGAUCCCAAUUUCCUACAUCCACAUAGUGAAAAAGCAGAACACUGCUUUGCUGGUACCAAACGCCUUGUCGAUUCGCACCACAGAAGGAGAGAAGUUUCUGUUUGUGUCACUGCGGAAUAGAGAGUCCUGUUAUCAGCUGCUGCGUUCGCUCUGUCCUCAGUUAGAGGAUGGCAGUACAAACAGCAGCCCUGUCUUCUCCUCUGCAGAAAACAGCUUUGAUAAGGGCAAACUGGGUCACUCCAGCCAGUCCAGUCUGGAUGAAAGCGUCGACCAGUUCGACGGUGCUGAGUGUGAGUCUUUACCAGACCAGCCGCUGCAGACACCACAGCAAGACACAGUGCCUAAUGGAAAUGGCUCCACUGUCAGGAGACUGCACAUGCAGGAGAGUGAGAGCUCAUCUUCAGAGGAGCUGUCUGUGUCAGGUGGAUCGUGGGUUUGGAAUGUGACUGAAAAAGCCAAAUCCCUGCUGGUUCAGAGAGAGGCCAGCACACUCAACACUUUACUCUUUAUUUACUUGAUUUUGGUUGUGCUGCUGCUGCUGUCUUCCAGCUACAUCGGCCUGCGUAUCGUGGCUCUGGAGGAACAGCUGACGUCCCUGGGUGCACUGCCCGAGUUCACUUUGCAGAGCGGGUAUCGCCAAGACACAUAACACUCGCUGACAGACGGAGAGAUUGGUUGACUCAUGACUGGAAAAACAUUUGGGCCUCUUCCCUGCAGAACCGAGCCGGUCUGUGAUUUCAGACUCCGCUCCCUUUAACGGUAGAGGAAGAGUGGCCACCAUGUGCAAUUUCAGAGACCACUUGUUUACUUGAAGGGCUAUACUUCCUCUCAGUGCAGUAAACAAAAGGACAUGCAAUGACUUCAGUUGCAGAGAGCUAAGCCAAAAUGUAUGCACACACUGCCUGGUUGCAGCGUGUCUCUUGUCCAAACCAAAGCCCGAUCCAGAUGGCUCGAAUACAUCAAGGUGCCACACAAAAGCCAAGUAGACAGCUCCUUCCCUGGCCGAAAGCAUUCCACAUCUGUGAAGCUCCUCUCCUUCGUCCUCUCCUCUCUGAACAGGGCUAUAGCAAUCAGUAUUAGCCUGCUGUAAUGCAUAUUAUUGCACCUCCACACCAGAGACUAACGAGUGCUAUGCAUAGCCAAAGAUGCACGCUGUGCACUUCUCUUGCAUGAGUACACAGACAACUUUUCCUGUCUAUCAGAUGUGUGCGUUCAAAUCUGUCUCUGUCUUCAAACAUUGGGUACUUUUCUUCCAGCGGUUCUUUACCUUUCUAAUCAACUGUGGGUGGAAAUGAUGAUGGCUGAAAUCGCCAAUUCAGAUCAGCCCACAGAGGCUUGAUACUUUCCUGACGGUCUUUAGCCUUUCUCUCUUUCUUCAAUCAGCAAUGAUUGCAGUAUUAUUUACCUCGUCUUUGGCGUGAUUUAAACGUGUUUAAUGAUCAAUGCUCAGAGGUCGUUUCCCCUCCGCCGUCGACUGGAGGAAUGCAUCAUCAAUGCACAAAUGCUUAGUACAUUAGGACACAAAGAUCUUGUCUCAGAGAAGCGGACUUUUUUUUUGUGUACGGAUUGUCUGUCACUUUGGUCUGGAGGCAUAGAUUUAAAGUCUUUCUGGUGGUGAUAUCUUGUUGAUGUACUGUCUGCCAGGAUAGUUAUGUUAAAGAAAAAUCCUCUCUGUAACAGGCCUCAUUAGGGCCAAGUGGCAUUUGUAGACUUUCUUUUGUUCUUUUUUUUUUCAGGUUAUUUAAAGUAGCACCAAUAAUGUAUUUCUGAUGUCAAUGUAUGUGUUUUCAAAAAUCAUGACUUGACUAAUGUAAAUUAAUUCUCACUCUUCUCACUUGAAGAGGAGAAUUUAGAACCACACGAGCUGCAUCGACCAGUUCUUUAAUGGUGAAACAAGUGGUCCCCAACAGAAUAUUUCAAUAUGCAACAAAUUAUUAUGCAUGGCAAAAUGUAAUUUAACUAUGUGUGCAGUUUUGGAGCUUGGUGUUUUGCAGAAAGAAAAUUUGUUCAGAAAAUGUGGGUGAAAGAGACGGCUCAAUCGAGCAAGAGCACUUUAAAAAAAAAAAAAAUGUGUUGUGCCUGUCACAAUCUAAGACGCCAAGUUUCAUUUCCGAAGAAGUGGGACAGUGUCUGUGGUAUCUGAUGGUGCUAAGGCCUUUUUUGAAGAAAAAUAAAAAUCACUCAGGGGUGGUCGGCACUACCUGCCUGCCUGGA